AUGGCAUCCCUCGUCUUUAAUCCCGCCGUUCACGUGGCAAUAUCAAUAAUCCUCCUCAUGUCCCCGGCCACAAACUCAUUCUCCCGGCCCCUAUCGGCCUCCGAGGCAAAGUCGAUGAGCCCAGGCUCCGGCAUGGGCUUGGGCUGUCCCCAGGCCACAAACCUCCAUUUCUACUUCCACGACAUAGUCAGCGGGCCCAACCCGACGGCCGUGCGCAUCGCGGCCCCAAGAGCCAACUACUCCAUGUUCUUCGGCACACUUGUGAUGAUCGACGACCCGUUGACCUACGGGCCGGACAUGAGCUCCGGCAUCAUGGGCCGGGCCCAAGGGAUGUACGGGUCGGCGGAUUUAGAGGUUGCGGGCCUCGUGAUGGUUCUCAACUUUGUGUUCACCGACGGGGAUUACAAGGGGAGCACGUUAAGCUUGCUGGGUCGCAAUGCCGUUAUGGACAAGGUGAGGGAGAUGCCCAUUCUCGGGGGAACAGGAAAGUUCCGGUUCGCGACAGGGUACGCACGAGCUAGAACAUAUCACUGGGAUUUCACCACGGGAGAUGCCGUUGUUGAGUACCACGUCACCGUUUUCCAUUACGGGCAAGCCUAG
Messenger RNA from Striga hermonthica, 600 nucleotides. The record is from the annotation of a GenBank genome assembly. Lineage: Eukaryota; Viridiplantae; Streptophyta; Magnoliopsida; Lamiales; Orobanchaceae.